Messenger RNA from Nerophis lumbriciformis (worm pipefish), 1833 nucleotides. The record is from RefSeq and is a predicted model, not a curated record. Lineage: Eukaryota; Metazoa; Chordata; Actinopteri; Syngnathiformes; Syngnathidae.
AUGUCCCGUGCAGGAACAUGCCCACGCGUCAACUCUCGCGGAGUUUUUGGGAUUUUGCUGGCGCUCUUAUUGGCGGCGAGAGCUCUCGAGGUGGGCGCGUACAGCUGUCAUGAGGUGAGGGCCGCCUUCCAGAUGAGGCAGGUCGGCCCGCUGCACCGCGUCCCGGAGAUACCUGGCACAGAUGUGGAUCUCUUGGUGUGCAAGCAUCAGGGUCCCUCUUGCUGCACCCGCAAAAUGGAAGAAAGCUAUCAGUUCGCAGUGAAGCGAGAAACCCUCCACAACAUUUACGUGUACAGUUAUGAGCUGAAGCAUUUGAUUGCUAGCCACUCGGAUACCUUCCAGGACAUGUUCCAGUACCUACUAUCCUUCUCUCAAGGACACUUGAGUUCUCUGUUGGAAGGGACCUACACUCCACUUUCUCAUCAAGCUUUGCCCCAUGUUAACCAACUAUUUGCCUCACUAUCACUCUACCUCCGUGGAGCCAACGUUUCAGUGGAGGCGACAGUCAACCAAUUUUUUAAUAACCUCUUCCCACUCGUCUACACACGACUUAUCAAUCCAGGCAUUGUCGACAGCACGGCAGUGGACCGAGAAAUGACGGACUGCCUCCGUAUGAUCCGACAGGAUGUUAACCCUUUUGGGCCUCAUCCAAGCGUCAUGGCCCAGGAGCUUUCUGAAGCAAUAAGUGUGGGGCGACAAAUGGGCCUAUUCUUCGAGGAAGGUCUGGAGGUGCUGAAUGCCACCGAACACAUCACCUUGACUAAAGACUGUGUUAAGGGCCUCGUAAAGAUGGUAUACUGCUCCCAUUGUAGAGGCCUGACUCUCAUCAAGCCCUGCGUAGGUUACUGUCUCAAUGUUAUGCGCGGCUGCUUGGCAAGCAUAUCGGAGCUGGACCAGCCUUGGAGGAGAUACACCAACUUAUUGGAGCAGUUAACCCACGCCAUGGUAGGCCACCACAGCCUGGAACUCGCACUUCUAGGAAUGCGUGGCCACGUGAACGAGGCCUUGCUCUAUGCACAGCUCCACGGUCCACUCAUCACAGCCACAGUAGACAAGGUGUGUGGCCUGACGACCAGGGCGCCUACCGGUAUGCAGCCUACCGGACCUGAGGUCACAACCCCCAGCGGGACCUCACCAACUCAGCUUCCUUCUGCUGCCCCAUUCAAACCUCUGCCAGAGCAAUGGCUUGGGCGCGUCGCCCAUUUGAGGAACUCGCCCCCACUGAAACCCUCCAAGAAUAAUAAACAUAGUCUGAGAUCACUCUCUAGGGACUUCCUGAUGUACCUGCAGCGCUACAAGUCCUUUUAUGCAGCGCUGCCGGAGAUGCUGUGUGAAGGGGAGAAUGUGGUGGAUGAUGCCACAUGUUGGAGUGGGGAUGAGGUGGUGGAGAGUUAUGCAGGCAGAGUGGUAGGAAAUGGUCUGCACGCACAGAGACAGAAUCCGGAGGUCAAAGUUCGCACCCCGAAUCCGUCACUCGCUGAAGUCAAGGAGAGGCUUGAAAAUUUCAACCAGGAAACGCAGGAGAAAUUUCCUAAUCUGGGCCAGUUUGAAACCUGGGAGGAGCUAGGCAGUGCGGAGACGGAGGGUAGCACCUCAGAUUGUGAUGAUGAAGAUGGGUGUCAAGCCUCAGGAAACGGCCAAGAUACAACCUUACACACAAAAGACUCCAGUGAAGUUGGAUCCAUUGGGCCUGGAUUGGACGGUCCAAAGCAGAACCCAGCCAAGCCCCCGUCAGUACGAGUGAUAGGGAACUCCCCGCCGAGCAGCUGGUCGGGACUCUGCAGCCUUGCGCUGCCCAUCGCUGCACUUUGCUGGCAAUGGACCCUGUUCUGA